This is a messenger RNA of Aedes albopictus (Asian tiger mosquito), 1774 nucleotides long. It is a transcript of the gene Cpr66Cb, whose product is annotated as cuticle protein 19. NCBI's taxonomy places the organism in Eukaryota, Metazoa, Arthropoda, Insecta, Diptera, Culicidae. The coding region runs from base 131 to 571 and encodes 146 amino acids. The transcript has 3 exons. The record is from RefSeq and is a predicted model, not a curated record. Gene Ontology annotation, cellular component: extracellular matrix.
UGGUUUAUACAUCAUUCAGUGCUAGUCUUCAGUGCGGUGCAGAUUAGGUUUAUACUAACGAUUUUUUGGUGCGAUUUUUCGUGUUUGUCGGGAGCAGAAGCCGUGUGGUGUUUGGAAAAAAUCGUGAAAAAUGGCCUUCAAGUUUGUAGUGUUUGCCUCCUGCCUGUUGGCGUUCGCCGCUGCCUACCCGGGUGGCUAUGAGGACUACUACGGCGCUUCGGAACAGGAAGCCGAACACGACCCGCACCAGUACGGACAGAUUGCGCGGAUUUCGCUCGGCGACGGAGGCCACGGACACCACGAGUAUGCCCACCAUGAGGACGAGCAUGUUGAUUACUAUGCCCCACCAAAGUACGCCUUCAAGUACGGAGUGAACGACUUCCACACCGGUGACGUUAAGAGCCAGCACGAAACCCGCGACGGUGAUGUCGUCAAGGGCCAGUACUCCCUGGUCGAACCGGACGGUUCGGUGCGCACCGUUGACUACACUGCCGACAAGCACAGCGGGUUCAACGCCGUCGUGCACAAAACCGCCCCGGUUGCCCACCAUCACGGCGGCGAACACUACUAAAUAAGCCCAGUCCUAGAAAAUAAGCAUCGCACUGUCGUUGUAGACUGCGUUUUUGCCUUUUCUUACCAAAAAUUUAGUCACCGUGAAAAGUAUGUACGUCGCGGGCGCCAUGUUACGGAUGCUCUCUAACAACGAUCUAUCGUCGUCGGAUCAGUCCUCGAAGUCUGGUUCGCUGUCACCGGAAUCGCCGGAUCCCACUAAUUCGAGCUAAGCUUUUGGCAAACUCCGCUCGUUGUUCUGAACUGUGAUACCCCUCGUUGUUAUUUGUUAUUUUGUUAAAGUUGUUUUUUGGAUCAUUGAGGUUUCCGUCCCAAGCUUUGCAGCAACAUCGAAAACACUGGGCAAAGCAUUGAAAAGGAAACGAUAAAAUUUGAAUAAAGUAGCUACUUAACGAACGGAAAAGUCAAAAGCGUAAAACGAUCGGGAAAAGUCGAUACCGGGCAUGUUCCACGCAAGGCGCUGAACAACUGUCUGCGUUAUGUAAAUAGUUAAUUACCGAAGACCCUACCCAUUUCGGGGAACGCCAGUUGAAAACCAGUCCUAGCCACUACGGGCGAACAUCUCAUUUUCCCUAGUUAGGCCGAUGAUUUUUUCCAUAUGGCAUCCAGCUUACUCGAUUGAGAUAGGCCCAGGUGAUAAACGAUGCUCACGCCAAGAACUGGUCCCACCGCCAAUGAAAACCAACGUAGUCGCCUCAUGUGGACAAACAGGAAACAUCAAAAUGGGAAUCUAUCACCGUUGCAUCGUAAGUAAUUUCCUCCGCCCGCCGUGAGAUGCACCACCACUUGUGACGCAACGGCAACGAUUCUUCCUGACCAGCGGCAACUUUUACUGCUCUUGUUAUCUAUCGUGCGCAGUAAUGGAACGUGCAGAAAUGCGGACUAACGAGACUGAUCAUGCCUUUCCAACGCGACUGAUGGUUACUUUUCCAUUACUUCUUACCACCCGUUAACGAUCGUACAGUUUCAGUUUCAUCGGUAGCAAAAAGCAAAAACUUGUUACUUUGUAUUUAUGUUGAUAUAUAUAUUUUUACAUUAGACGGAGCUUUUUUUUCCUCGUGGCUCUUUCUUUCUUGUCUAUUAAUUGUUAGGCUAAUGCUGUUACGCUCUAGCUAGUUAAGCGUGAAUAAUGGAGGAGAAAAACCGUGCGAAAUAAAUGUUGCGAGAAAAUGAUGAUUAAAUAAAAAUGUGUUAAACAAUUGAA